CGAGGUUCGUCAGUCGACCAAGUAACGCGUGAUACGGUGAUCGUCGUCGAUAUAAACGCGCGACGAACAACGUGUACGGUCCAAUAACCGCGAAUCAAAACAUAAAACAACGAACAUAACCAUGUAACGCUCCGUGAAAAUCAAUAUUUUAAUAGUUGGAAAUUUUUAACAUUAAUUUUAGUUCGAAGUGAUUCGUACGCGUGUGUUUUUUCGUAUCGUUUGUAUCGUUUAUAUACAUGCAUAUUUCGUGUGAUAUCUCGCUCGAAUGAAGACUUUACUUGACGAAUGACCGUGCUUUUUGAAUAUAAUUCGCUUCCUUUUUGAUCGAAGAAGGAGGCUUUUCGAUCGGAGAAGAAAAGAGACUAGCUUCUUUGGUCUAGUGGGAAGAAGGAUGGAAGGAAAACAGCGCGUGUGACGUCGAACGUAUCGUAUGUGGAAUGUGCACAUGUGGAUAAAGAAAUCGGAAAAGAGAACACGCGUAUCUCGAACUUGAAAGAAGACAAAUGCGUCCACAAUGAACAGUUCCACCAAGUGUCCGUAAACUCUGCUCUGGCUCUUGCACGACAACCGAAUCAAAGAUCCAUGGUGGCUCCAUCGACAGAAUCAAAGCGAAGAUUUUGCAUUUCAAAGAAGAUACGAUGACCUUGCAAGAAGCGGAAGGCUCGCGAUCGAUGGUGAUCGAGGGAUCUGGCGACUCAUCGACUGAUCCGUGCGUCAGCAGGUUGUCGAAACCUUUGAUAAUUCGAUUGUCUAAUCGCGCAACGACACGUUGACCAUGACGUGGGAAAGGCGUGCGAUCGUCGGCACGUUGGUUGGUCGCUUAACGAGGACGAAGAAAGCUCGUCGAGGGAAAAAAGGGAUUGUCUAGAGGUCCCUGGUAAUUGGAUACCUGCGAUUUACAGGCAACAGAAAUAGAGAGAAAAAGGGAGAGAUAGAGAGGGAGAGAAAGUGACAUUUCCAGAGAAUAAUCGUCUCGUGUCUCCAUCGAGCGAUUUGGGAAGCUUCGAUUGACGGCUAGUCGGCUGGAACAACGUGGGACCAUCCGGAACAGUGAGCACACUGAGCACCGAAAUGAAGCUCGGGGAUAAUAUAACGAUGGAAGCUUACAACAUAUGGGGCGACGUUCCUGCGCGAAAAUGUCGGCCACCGAAGAUCGGCGACAUCCCAAAACACAGCGCGAUCGACGAAGAAUCCCCAAGCUCGAUCACCAAGUCGUUGACAGUGGCCACGCCGUCUCCAAGGGACGCCUCACUCGACGUUCCUCUGGGUAUAUCUACAAAUAUCAAACAAAUUUUCCCAUUACACUCCAGCGCUUCGACCGACCAAUAUUCUUCGAUCCGAAGAUUCGAAACAAAAGCCGACGACCCUAUUAGGCCCCAAUGCCCACAGAUAAAACGAGACUCUCAAUCUCUAAACAUUGUCAAGAAAUCCUCUUGUUCCCCAGAACAGACCGCUCUACCAAUCGACAACUUAGGUCUACUAAAAAAAUCGCCACAUCCAGACAAAUUAAAUGACCUGGACAAACAACUACCAGAAAGAUCCGCAGAUUUAGAAAACAAAGUGACCAUCAAGUUACCUUCGGAAGAAGCCACAUUGAGGUCUAUAGAUCGCGAAGAUUCCUCCAGAAUUCCAUCAAGCCCCGAAGAUAUUUCUGAGCAGGAAAUCGUUGAGGUUAGAAAGGACAGUGCUCUGUUCCUGGAGGAACCUGAAGGUCUGCCCACUCUUCGAGAGAUCCUUAGGUCUAGGAGUCCAAAGAUCGUCAGACCUAGAAGAGAGAGUAGCGGAUACGGAAGCAAUUUGGGAACUUUUGACGAAGAUAGAAGAAACUCGUCGUCCGCGGAUGUUUUGCAAGAUUUGUCGUCGUUUUUGAAAGAGAGACGAAGAUCUUCUACCGGUCCUAAACGGCUGAACUCGAGGGUGCUUUUUGGCAGAACCGAGGAGAGUUUGACUAAAGACGGUGAAGUUGGAAGGAUGCCUACGACCGAAGUUCACAGGAAGCUAUCUGGGGCUGGACUCGAGAUGCCGAAUAUCGAGGAGGUUAGGGAAGUUCUUAGGGACGAGGUCCCUUCCAGACAGGAGAGCUUGGAUAAUCUUUGUAGUCUUGUGAAGAGGGUUAGCUCGGAAGACUUCUCCAUGCGCUGUCGCCUUCUCGGAGAUUCUGCGGAUCAACGUAUCUGCCCAAAAGACACGUCAGGCAUAUCAACCAUCAAACACCAAGACUCGUCAGCCCUCUUCGAUUCUUCUCUCAGCGACUCGAUCAACCGUCUCUCGAUGUCUCCAACCUCGAAGAGUCCGACUCAACCAGUCGCACGUUCCACAACGCCAGCGUUUCUCAGUUCCAGUCCACGAGACAUCAACAGGCCUGUCAAUAAAUCCGACGAGUCUUUUGAUCGAUCAAAAGACACGAACGCUGAAAGACACAAAACUGUCGCGUCCAAAGUCAACGUAGAAUCUCAAAAUAAGCUCGCCGCUCUUCAAACCAGAGAGGAGAUGGUACAACAAUCUGUGGAAAACGACGUCCAAUUCGAUGUUCUUCCACGAUCGAUCAAGAUGUAUCAAUUGUUAUCCACCCAAUCUGAAGAUAGAUCCGAUGGCGAGUUGCAUUUGGACAGAAGGAUAUCGUUUCAAAGUUCAAAGCAGGAAGACGUGGCUACAACAAUGAUGUCAUCAGCGGUAUCAAUGAACGCGUCUCUGAACAAGUCUUCGAGCGUCUUCACGUUGAAAAGCAGCGUUUCUGGAGAUAAUCAGACAUUGACGUCCGGUGAAGCUGUUGACAGCUGCAACGCGAGAAAGGCAGUUUCUCCUGGAGAAAUUGGGACGAGUCAAAGGUUCCUUGGGGAUAGUGGAAACGUGUCUGCGAGACCUAUUUAUCCGUACUGUCCUUACUCGCCCUAUGGGAGUCCUCAAGGAAGUCCCAGGAAUAAGAGGAGACCUUUGAGAGAGAGUAGGAGAGUUUCUAUCGAUAACAGGCAGGGAGCUCUUCAGCUGAAUCAGUAUAAAUUAUUGGAUAAUAUCGGCCAGGGUUCCUACGGGAUCGUAAAACUAGUUUACAACGAGGAGGACGAGACUCACUACGCGAUGAAGAUUCUCAGCAAGAAGAAACUGAUGAAGAAGGCGGGAAUCUUCGGUAGAAUGGCUCCGGGGAAGAAGGGUGCGGCUAACCCUUUGGCGAAGGUCUACAGGGAGAUCGCGUUGUUGAAGAAAUUGGAUCACCUAAAUGUCGUGAAACUGGUGGAGGUUCUCGACGAUCCGGACGAGGACAACCUUUACCUUGUUUUCGAAUUGGUCCAGAGGGGCGAGGUACUUCAGGUACCGACCGAUAAACCACUCGACGAGGAAACUGCCAGGAAGAAUUUUCGUGACGUUGUAAUGGGCGUCGAGUAUCUGCACUACCAGAGGAUAGUCCAUCGUGACAUAAAGCCGAGCAACCUGUUGGUAGAUAGCGACGGUCGCAUCAAGAUCGCGGAUUUAGGUGUCAGCGCGGAACUGAGAGCAUCCGGAGAAUUAUUGUCCGGACCAGCCGGGACUCCAGCGUUCGCGGCACCCGAAACAACCACGCCUGGCGCCCAUUAUUCUGGAACGUUAUGUGACGUAUGGUCAAUGGGCGUGACACUCUACUGUUUAGUGACCGGAAAAAUCCCUUGGGAUGGUGCUGGGAGUAUAAUUGGUGUCCAAGCGGCGGUACGCAGCGAGCCGUUAAAAUUUCCGGAAAAACCCGUCGUUUCGGAAAAUCUUCGUGAAUUGAUCGCGAAAAUGCUGGCGAAAAACCCAGCUGAGAGAAUCAAGUUAUCAGAUAUCAAGGAACAUGCCUGGCUGACCAAUUGUGGCGCUGAACCACUGCCAAGCGAGGCUGACAACUGUCGACUUCCGGUUACCGUUACAGACGAAGAAGUAGAACGAGUGGUCACAAGGAUACCCAAACUCGACACGUUGAUUCUUAUCAAAACUAUGUUGAAACAGCACAGUUUCCAGAAUCCCUUCCUGCCGAAGAAAAGUGGGAAAACAGCGGGUACCGAUGCAACGGUGGAUAGCAUAGAACUAUCCUCAUCAGGAAGAGCUGAGGAGACCUCGCCAGGGAGGAAAGCCAUAAGAAAUGCAAAGUCGGAACGAUUUCAGAGAACAGGUAGAAGCAAUUCCGCGCCAGAUUCUUACGAUUGGCAAACAAACGGCAGUUUCAGGCAAAUAUCCAUAGACAGUCCACUGCCUCCGGUGACGGAAGCAUCCAGCCAAGAAACGGAGGUCGAAAAACGGUGAUAUCUUUAAACAAAUCGGAUCAACACGUCGAAGGAAAUCACGUUCAACCAAUCGGUUGGUGAACACGGUAUGAGCCGACUUAACAUUCGAUGAUGUAGUAAAAUUAACUGGUGCAAGAUUCAUAUUAUAUUUUCGACUUGGAACGUUUCUUUAGGAUUUUGAACAGCUAAAAAUUAUUUAAAAAAUUUCUUUCGAUAGUCGUUGUUCCAAAAUAUUUUAAUGGCACAAUUUUACAUAAAUUUUAAAAAACAGCGAAAGUCUUGAAAUAGCUUGGAAACGGCUACUUUUCGCGAGGACAGUUAGUUUCAAAAACAACGUGUCGCGAAUAUGAAAAAUUAUAAAAUAAUUUGUUCGAUCAUGUACCAAAGCCGAUUACUCGGCUGUACGAUUUAGAGUCGACAGACGACUUGUUUAGAGGCGGCGUUCAUUUGCGAAUUCGCCUUAAACUCGCCAGACGGUACUUCCACGAUUUGUGAAACCUGAAAGUAACGAAUUUAGAAAUAACUCGUUGCUACAGUUCGAAAACAGCUGGAGAAAAGACAAGCUGAAAUUAAUUUAAGGAAACGCUAUGAAACUGUCAGCGUAGACGGUCAAAUUAACGAGAAUAAAAACUAGGUUGGACUAUUCUCGGCUGAACCAAAUUUUCGAACGUAGAUGUAAGAAGGAACUUAAAUAUAUGAUAAAUAUAUUUUCCAUUGUCUGCUAACCUCUUCAGAUGACGUUCAUUUCUAGUCUUUAAAUAAAUAUGGUAUUGUAGAACAUUUUUAAAAUACUAAUUAUAUCCUGUGUACUCUUUGAAUGUUAUAAAAUAUUUACAAAAUUAUUUCUGUUUGGUUUAAUAAAUAGCAAAUAACUAGGAUACUAGAAAAUAUUCUUAUAUGAAUAUUUAUGUAUUUGAAAUAUUAUUGGAAAUAUUUACAAAGUUACAUUUUUUAAAAAUCUGAAUCACCACGAUCAGUGAUGAUACUUCAUUGCGAUUUAAAUUAAAAUUUUCUAAAUGUUGUUUUGUAUUUUUCGGUGAUUUUAAUCGACUAAGUUGGAGGACUACAAUUGGAUUUAAUUAGUUUAUUUUAACAAAUCAAUUCACACACUAUACUUCAUUAAACUAAUUUUUAAAAUAAGAAAAUUAACCCAAUGAUACAAGAGAUUUCUAAAAUAGAAAAUGUUUUUCUCAUUUAUACUUCCAAUUAAGCUUCCAAUUUAAAAAAUAGGAAGUUCGUUUAAAUUGUAAAGCAUUUGGUCUGAAGAGGUUAAUGAGACACUUGGAAGCCAGAUGGCGUUUUACUUACGAACUUUAACUAAUUGUAAGUAGCGUUAGGUAGAGGGCGAACUUUGCCAGCUGAAUGCUGAUAGAAUUAACCGUAUUUUCUAUCCACGUUAGAACGUAAGGGGCUCGAAAGAAUAGCCUGUUGAGACAACGACAUCGUUUUAGACUCACGUUAUCGCGAGAAUGGAACAUUGAUUCUCGACGAGCUUUUUUAUUUCUAUUCUUCUGUGAUGUAAUCGUGCACAUUUUCGUACUUCUACGUGAUUUAAGCGAUUCGAUAAAAGUCUUUUUCGUAACACACGGUUUAGGUAUCAACGUUUCCAAAAAAAUUGUAAUUCUAUAUUCGUUUUAAGCUCUAUUCGUUACGAGGAUGACAGUUCCUUUACGUAUUCUUAUUUAAGUUCUAUAAUAUGUGGUUUGCCUUUGUUUAUAUAUAUAUCCUCGAAAAAUUCAACGCGGAAUCGGGAAGAACGAUCGUGCGAUCUUUUAACGAAAAUCAUAGCACAUUAACCCUCCUGUGUUCUUUGGGCCAUUUUCGACCGAACAUUGUAUUCUUCUAUCGUUAAGAAAUGUUUGAUUUUGAGAAAAUUGAGAUGGAAUCAUUAUUAAUACGUGGAAGAAUUCGAUGAUCGCGGUAGGAUUAAUACACAGAAUGUCUCUGAAGCAUGAUCAUAUAGCAUAAUAAUAUUAAAUUUAAUGAAAUUGAAAGUACCCCUUAAAAUUAUACCAUUUUAUCUAAUGUAAUCAGCUGAUCGUAAGUUGUAACCUCGAAUCGCAAGAUCGUCUUUCCUAGCCCAAGUAAAACGAAGCCACGAACAAAUUGAUGUGACCUGUAUAUAAAAAGAAACUUAAGUCUCGCGGAUAGUGCGAAGCACGCGACCAAGCGAACGUAACCAAAGUCAGAUUCGUGAUUUCGUUGGACCUUACUGAUAUCCGGGGGACCACAAAUGUGUAUUUGAAUUUAAUCGAUAACCGUCGAACCUCACGACCGGAUACAUUCGAUGAUCAUAUCAUGUCCUGAUCUCACGAAUUCUCCUGAAACGACAGGAUUCACAAACAUGCCCAUGUUGGCGACUAGACAUCCGUUUCCUGGUGUUAUCAACGUUUAUCAGUAGGCUGCGGAUUUUUAUGCAUUUAUGGGCAAUGUGAACAUACAAAAAUACGCAAAAAAGAAUGCACGUAAAAUAUACAAAAAUACAUAUAAUAUAUAAAAUAUUUAAAUAGCCGUUAAUAAUAAUACCCGAUGUUUAAUAAAAGAAAAAAAAAACAAUUCUGCUGGAACUCUUAGCUCCCAUUUUUUCAAUGAUAUUUAUAAAAAUAUGAAUUUGUAUAAAUAUUCGCAGUCUAUUUAUUAGCAAGUAACAGUAGCUGUAAGAGCAAAACGACGUCGAUAGAUCGUCUACCGAUGGCUAAUAUUUCAUUUAUUCGUAAAAUUUUGAAAUAAUCUGUAGUACAGUAUAUAUUUUUAUAAAUAGAUAGAAGAAUGUGAUGAAGAAAGUAAAGCCACUUAAAAUUGUAAAAUACCUGUUUCGAUGAUAUUGGUUGAUAUAGAGGGUGUUUCAUAACUGUGAGACAUCAUGAACGACGAAUUGUUUGUAUUUAAAGAGUUAAACUUCAGAUCGCGCUGCAUUCGCACUAAGAAGAUCUCAAAGGAAGACAUGUGGUGCAUCGGUAGGCCUUCUGCGUCUAAUUGUUACGGGUAUGUGUAUCAUAAAAAGACUAGAAUCUUAUAUUUACGAUAUUUCUGAUGGUAUGUAAUAUUUUGAGCUGAAAAAUUUCAUCCAAUCUUACUCUAAACACAAUUUGCUUUCUAUGUAUCAAAGCUUACACUUUCUUCCAUCUUGAUUCUACCCUAAAAAAUUUUUGAAAUUUUACCUCGAAGCAUGAUGUAAUAAUCUAAAAACGAAACAAAAAAACACACAAAAAAAAAAGAUACGAAUUUUCAUCAUUAUCUCCUCGAGCUUAGAGAAUUUCGAUUUAGAUUACUAUUAAGAAUAUUUAAAAAUUUUCCACUGAUCUCGAACAAAAAUAUUACGUAUCCCCAGAAAUAUUUCUCGGACCGUCCCGUCGUCGAUAAAAAUCUCCUAAACGUUAUUCAAUGGCUCAGGUUUCGAUGACAUUUUUAUCCACGGCGGUACACUUUCGUGUAUGAUAAUGGAUGUAUCUCACACGUUACGAAUAUUCUUACGAAAUGCACAAGAUAUUUUGUACUUCGUAUUAGAUGCGCACUAUGUUUCUUAAUCUACUUGUAAUAAAAUAAACCAAAUUACGUGUAAAGUAGGAUUGGCCCUCAAUUGACAGUCAAUUUCACUCGACGAGUUAGAUUCCCAAACAAAAGCAAUGAAAAUAUCCAAUAAUUCAUUUAAAGACAGCUAAAUAGCUUAUAAUCUAAAACAGAUAAAUCUCGAAAUCUUUGAAAGUCUAUUAUAAAUAGAGUAAAUAGUAAAUUUUCCAUUUGAGAACGAGAAUAUUUCAAACGAUCGUCAUAAAUUGGCCAAUUGAGGGAUCGAUUAUCGGCGAUCGUGUUCGUGAUCGAUAUCUAACGCGAAACGAUAGAAAAAUCGAUCGUUGAAGCCGCGAGAGGUCGUUAACUGACGCUGUGACCAAAUCCAACAUGGCGAUUCAAGUGAAGCGAGAGUUGGCUAAAGUUUUCGACUAGUGUAUUGAUUUUCUCGACAAUCAAUCUCACAGACGAUUUUGGUUCGUUAUUUUUAAUAGACGAAAGAAAAAACAGUCGGUCGGUCGGAAGUGAUCACGUUUAGUCGUCUACUGCCAUAAUAUUGACCAGUGAAGACGAGCAAGGAGCGAAGUAUGUAUCUAUGUAGUACUUUUAUCGAUAAUUCACGGGUCUAGCCGAUGUACUUGGUAAAGUGGACAGGUAUUUGUGAAUCGUAUGUAACUCCUUUUUAUAUAAUUCUUAGGCGAAUUUACGAUUCUCCCCCUUUUUGCUCUCGGCUCGAAUCUGUCGUUGUUGUUUCCAAUUCUGUAAUUUUAUUCGACUGUUGUAGAGUGUCCUUUUGUCAAUAAUAACGAUCUUUAUAAAGUU
Molecule: messenger RNA, 8567 nt
Organism: Bombus pascuorum
Lineage: Eukaryota; Metazoa; Arthropoda; Insecta; Hymenoptera; Apidae
Exons: 11
Coding region: 1072-4254 (1060 amino acids)
Biological process (GO): intracellular signal transduction; positive regulation of protein kinase activity; protein phosphorylation
Cellular component (GO): cytoplasm
Molecular function (GO): calmodulin binding; ATP binding; calcium/calmodulin-dependent protein kinase activity
Source: RefSeq, a predicted model, not a curated record